AUGGAAUCGAUGGAGUUAAAUGUUGUGUCUCUGCAAGAUCUGUGUCUUUUGACGGUUAGGAAUYAUCUCUCUUUUUCCAAUGUUUGGUCCAUUUAUAGACUUGUACCCUAUGUACAUUGUCCAAGAAUCCAGCACAUCGUCUACUCGUUUAUUUGUGAAAAUUUCAUGGAUAUUUCUCACACCGAUCAGUUUUUGGCUUUGGAUGAGGAAGAAAUGUACUGGGUGCUCGAUAAUCAAGAUAUCAAAGUAUCGGAAGCAGCCAUGUUAAACAGCUUAGGUCGAUGGURUAAGCACARCGAGAGACAACGAGAGAGUUCUUUUAAAAGGCUUCUUGAUAAGAUACAUUGGAGUGUCGUUGGAGAAAAUGCAUUGUUGGAAAUAUCCAGAAAAUAUCAGUUCCCUAAAGAUGUCGUUGGACUGCGUAGAUAUUUACAAAGAAAACUUCUUCCUCGUUUUUCCCGUGCUAAUUUUGAUGACUUGAUAUUCCAAGAGAAUCUCUCCAAUGUUGCUGUACUGGGAUUCCGAGAAGUGGUGACAACUCCAAGGAAUCAGCUUAAAAAUACAGAYAUUUUUGCUUUGUGGUUACCUGUUGAUUCCAUAAUAUUUGCUAUGAAGUACCWAAUUUGUGAUGCAGAUGAUGAAGAGAUUAUGUUGAAGAAAGUAAUUCCAUCGCAUGGUGAUGUUGUAUUUGCUUUUGGAACAAAAACGACAAACGGAAGGAGUAAUGGGAGUUACACAGAGACUUCAAUAAAUGUAAAAUUGAAUUACCACACAGGAACUGCUACAUAUUGUUCACCUCUUGUCCACUCUCUGUAUCCAAAUACUUUGUGCAUCCAUAGUGGAAUUUUUAUAUACUUUAUCGGAGGUGAGAAAGAGCUUGGAAAUUAUACACAAAACAUGUAUCGAUAUGAUAUUGUGAGAGACAAGUGGGCGGAAAUGAAGCCAACCAUAUAUGGUCACUCCACUCAAAAAGACUGUGCUGCAUUUUACAAGGAGAGAUACCUAUAUGUGUUUGGUAAAURCUCCAGUGAGACAUACGACACAUGGACAAAUACAUGGACCUCGUUAGAAACCCCUUUAGAUAGGUUUAGUAAUCCCGGAGAUGCAAAAUCAACCCCAUGUGCUGCUGUAUUGAAUGAUGAGAUUUUUAUUUUUGACAUCUAYGUAAAGUUUGUGUUCAAUCCAAGUACCAAUAAGUGGAGGCCCAUGUUUCSUCAUCUCAAUGAUGUAGCAGAAUCGUGUUUUGGUCGUAUCUUUUUGUUAUAUCAUAUUAAGCAUUGUUUUCAGAUAACCAUGCCUUUAUGUAUGAUGAACAGUGACUGUAGAGUUGGGUGUUAUAACAAGAAGUUAGGUUUUAUGAAGCCUUCAUUAUUUCCUUACACUUMUUAUCCUCAUAUUACAGUAAUGAGUAGAAGAACACGCACACAAGUGUACCAGGGCAAAUAUGUUCAACAUAUAUCAAAGCCCACCAAUGGAUAACUGGAAAGUUAAACAUUGAUAGGAAGAAUAAAAAACUAAGCCUGAGUGGGGAGGAGGUGRAGAGAGGUCWGAUAUGUUUAUAGUGACUGAUUGAUUCCUUGACGCAAAAUGUCUUUUUUUAGCUGUGUUCUGAAUAAUKUUUAAAAGUAUACAUACAUUGUAGGGGUUUGAGUGAAUAGAAAUAGUAUAAAUACUUCAAGCUUCAAACAUAAUUAAUGUUAAUAACAACCACAGUAAAUUAUGAAUAUUUCAUAUAAAAAAGAAUAAAUAUUUCCUUGGGCUUCCUGUGGUGAAAAAUGAA
Molecule: messenger RNA, 1780 nt
Organism: Exaiptasia diaphana
Lineage: Eukaryota; Metazoa; Cnidaria; Anthozoa; Actiniaria; Aiptasiidae
Product: kelch-like protein 10
Exons: 1
Coding region: 1-1479 (492 amino acids)
Molecular function (GO): protein binding
Source: RefSeq, a predicted model, not a curated record